CAAGCUGUUGGCUGUUAAUAGUUAACGUUAGCUAGUAGCUGGAAGGUGUUAACGUUAACUGUUAGCUGGAAGCUGGUGGCUGUGUGACACCACUCAGAGCCAGCGGUAGUUUCCCCGAGCUGUCCGCGGACAGGCAGCGGAACAUGGCCGCUCCAGCUGUGGUCACCGUGCGACUGGUCCGCUCCUUCGAGCACCGAAACUUUAAACCAGUAGUGUUUCACGGAGUCCAGUUAGAUCAGACGGUGCAUGACUUCAUACAGCUGGUCAGAGACGAUAUAGCAACACGGCCGGGGCUUACUCCUCCUUUCAAGAAAUACGCCUAUGACACAAUGAAGAUUAUCCACCAAGCACAUGGAGCAAAGACUAAUGAGUUGGUGAUGAGUUUAGAGGACGAUGAAAAGCUGAUCCUGCAGGAUAGCCAAACCCUUACAGCUGCUGGCGUUGCCAAUGAAACAGAAGUGGCCUUCUUUAGACAGGAAGACUACAGCGUCUAUAAAGCCAAUCCCCAAACUGCUUGGUGACCUCAGUAUUACUUAAGCUUAACAACCACGUUUCCAUGACAGUUUUAAUUUGUCGGCUUGUUUUUAAAAGUAAAGCGUAUUAUCUUUAUUUCUAUGUUUGUUUGUUUUUAUAAUUUUUUUCUUCCGGUAGUUGUGACCAUGGACAUUAAUUUUCAUUGUUUGUAAUGAAUAUAUGCUGAAUAAUAAAGUUCUCAGACAGAUGAA
Etheostoma cragini (Arkansas darter) is the source of this 725-nucleotide messenger RNA. It is a transcript of the gene c11h2orf76, whose product is annotated as chromosome 11 C2orf76 homolog. The record is from RefSeq and is a predicted model, not a curated record. The transcript is spliced from 5 exons. NCBI's taxonomy places the organism in Eukaryota, Metazoa, Chordata, Actinopteri, Perciformes, Percidae. Bases 144 to 521 code for a protein of 125 amino acids.